CGGAGGACUGAUGUGGGGCUCGAUCCCAUAACGCUGGGAUCACGCCCUGAGCCAAAGGCAGACGCUUAACCACUGUGCCACCCAGGCGCCCCUCCCAAGAAGCUUUGAUAACGAGAGUCUGGUUUCAGGGGGAGCCCCGUGAGGGGCGAAGGGGUCAGCAGGAGGGAGGGAUGGUGGAGGCUGAGGGCUCAGGCAGGCCUGGGAGGCCUGUGAGGAAUGGCUGAGGGGACUGGCCUAGCAGAAACCUCAGGAAAGGGUUGCUGUCCAGGAUCUGGGGCCCAGGUGAGGCUGGAAAUCAUGAAUAGACCUGGUUGGCUCCAGCAGUACUCUCUGGACCAGGGGCAGCAGAUGGUAGGCUCGCCCCAGGGGUGGUGUGUCCCAAGGAGAAGGAAAGCUCCAAGAGCUGAAGAGGAAGGGAGGGCAAGGAAAGUGGUGAACAGGGCCAGGGGUCUGCAAGGGUGCAUACUGCAGGAGUCCGUGGCGUAGUGGGUGAGGCUGUGGUGGGACCGACAGGCAGAAGGUGGGGUUGGAGGCUGGUGGAGGAAUUGCCAGGUCAGGAUUUCAGUUGGAGACAAUGCUGCUGGCUUGCACAUGAUGGGUACUUGGAGGUUUAGAGGUUACUAUUGAACAAAGGAUGUCAGGGGCCACAGUGCAACCAGGGUUGAGUCCCCAGAGACAGUGAUGGGGGGGUGUCCAUGUGGCUGGUGCGGUGGGGGAUGAGGAAGUCCUUGAGCUGCUCCUUCAUUCCCAGGGCAAGGAGGGAACCCUGAGAGAAUAGGCACUGAUGGUGCAGGCCUUUUCUCGGCAGGAGACGGCGUCUACCAGAAGGGAAUGGACUUCAUUUUGGAAAAACUCAACCAUGGGGACUGGCCUCACCGAAUGUAUCCUGUCGGGCAUCAUGUCCGUGAACGGCAAGAAAGUGCUGCAUAUGGACCGGAACCCCUACUAUGGGGGUGAGAGCUCCUCCAUCACACCCCUGGAGGAGCUGUAUAAGCGUUUUCAGUUGCUGGAGGGGCCCCCUGAGGCGAUGGGCAGGGGCCGAGACUGGAACGUUGACCUGAUCCCCAAAUUCCUCAUGGCCAAUGGGCAGCUGGUAAAGAUGCUGCUGUAUACGGAGGUGACGCGCUACCUGGACUUCAAGGUGGUGGAGGGCAGCUUUGUCUACAAGGGGGGAAAGAUCUAUAAAGUGCCAUCAACUGAGACUGAAGCCUUGGCUUCCAAUCUGAUGGGCAUGUUUGAGAAACGGCGUUUUCGCAAGUUCCUGGUGUUUGUGGCAAACUUUGAUGAAAAUGACCCCAAGACCUUCGAGGGUGUUGACCCCCAGAGCACCAGCAUGCGUGAUGUCUACCGGAAGUUUGACUUGGGCCAGGAUGUCAUCGACUUCACUGGCCAUGCCCUGGCCCUCUACCGCACUGAUGACUACCUGGACCAGCCCUGUCUUGAGACCAUCAACCGCAUCAAGUUGUACAGUGAGUCCCUGGCUCGGUAUGGAAAGAGUCCUUAUUUAUACCCACUCUACGGCCUUGGUGAGCUGCCCCAGGGGUUUGCAAGAUUGAGUGCCAUCUAUGGAGGGACAUACAUGCUGAACAAACCUGUGGAUGACAUCAUCAUGGAGAAUGGCAAGGUGGUGGGUGUGAAGUCUGAGGGAGAGGUGGCCCGCUGCAAGCAGCUGAUCUGUGACCCCAGCUACAUUCCAGACCGAGUGCGGAAGGCCGGCCAGGUUAUCCGCAUCAUCUGUAUCCUCAGCCACCCCAUCAAGAACACCAAUGAUGCCAAUUCCUGCCAAAUCAUCAUCCCCCAGAACCAAGUUAACAGGAAGUCAGACAUCUACGUGUGCAUGAUCUCCUACGCACACAACGUGGCUGCACAGGGCAAGUACAUCGCUAUUGCCAGCACCACAGUGGAGACUACGGAGCCGGAAAAGGAGGUUGAACCUGCCCUGGAGCUGCUGGAGCCCAUUGACCAGAAGUUUGUGGCCAUCAGUGACUUAUAUGAGCCCAUUGACGAUGGUUCCGAGAGCCAGGUGUUCUGUUCCUGCUCCUAUGAUGCUACCACACACUUCGAGACAACCUGCAAUGACAUCAAAGAUAUCUACAAGCGCAUGGCAGGCUCCGCUUUUGACUUUGAGAACAUGAAGCGCAAACAGAAUGACGUCUUUGGAGAAGCUGACCAGUGAUUGACGACCCCCCACACACCCCCCAGCCCUUGGUGCCCUCUCCCCUGACCUAAGUCGGUUCUACUCGAGGGCUGGGGAGAUGGGUGUGGCUGGGCACCCCAGUUUCCAGCAUUCUCCGCUUCCCCCACCACAUUCUACAUUCCUAUCACCCACCUCAUUGAUUCACUGACCAAAUCCUUAACCUUAGCGAUGGUUUGGGAGACAGGGGGUUGGAUAGCAUCCUCUUUCUUGGCCCUUCCUUAUUCUGGGGAAAAGAGGGUUCAUUUCCUUGUGUGUGUCUCUUCCCCCUCCACUCCUAAUUCUUCUGCUCUGUUUGGGAAGAACGUGGAGGAAAAACUGACUUCUGCCCCCACUGCUCUUACCCCUACUGUAGUGGCCUUUGGAGAUGCCCCCUGCCUCCCCCCACCAACUCUCUUGUGUGUUGGAGAGAAGGGGCCCUCCCAGCACAAAGUUGCUUUCCCCCCCCUUGUUAAUUUAUUCUAAUUUAUUAACUUUGGCCCACCCCAUCUGAGAAGGGAGCACUGUGUCUCUCACCCGCAGCCUUCUGGUGCGGCCUGGGAGGGGAGAGGGCUUGGGUGUGGCCCAGUUGGAGGUUGAUCUUGCUGUUUUUGUUUCUUGUUUUUGUGUUUGUGUUCUCUGGCAUUUGCUGAGAGAGAAAAAAAAAUGUGAGCAAAGCAGGAGGAGGUGGGAAAAUGGAUCCAAACCCCAGUAUGCCCUGCCCCACCCCACAACCUUUCCCUUAGUGGUGGGAAACCCUUACCUUGCAAAGUGAAUGUGUCCCCUUCCCCAGCCUCUAGUGUAUUUCACAGAAAACCUCCCAAUAAAACUGUGUUGAAACCUGG
Messenger RNA from Ailuropoda melanoleuca (giant panda), 3018 nucleotides. RefSeq names its product GDP dissociation inhibitor 1 (gene GDI1). Gene Ontology annotation, cellular component: cytoplasm. The coding region runs from base 785 to 2176 and encodes 463 amino acids. The record is from RefSeq and is a predicted model, not a curated record. The transcript has 12 exons. Gene Ontology annotation, biological process: vesicle-mediated transport; protein transport; small GTPase-mediated signal transduction. Lineage: Eukaryota; Metazoa; Chordata; Mammalia; Carnivora; Ursidae. Gene Ontology annotation, molecular function: Rab GDP-dissociation inhibitor activity.